AUGGCUCCGGCCAUUUCCUCGCAUCAACCCGAAAACCAAGUUUCUUAUGCGAACCCACACGUGAAGCAACUCCAUUUCUUAAAAAUGGAGCAAGAGCUGGAUAAAAGGGCAGCAAAAGGGGGGAUAAAGGAUAAGAUGAGCAAAAACUUACAUUUCAGCUCAGUUUUGAAUCUGGGCAGCUGCCUUACCAUGCCACUGUCGAACAGGACGAGGAAAGAAUCUGAGAAUCUGAACUCACCGUGUGAAGCCGAGGAGGUGAAUAGCGGGUGGGCGGAGGAAAACCUUGAAGGGAAACGCAGGCAGAUUGCAAUUUCAUCCUUGAGUUCUUGGAUGGGUUUUUCAGUUUUCAGGGGAUUUUGGUGGGUAGAUACUUACCUCAAUGCCGCCAUGUUGCGAAAUAUCGGUAGGAACCAUCUUCUUCCAAUGAAUCAUUGGGCUUGGCAUCCAAAACUUUUCAUAAUCACAGAUUUGGACUUAUUGGAGAAAAUGGAGAAAUUGGAGGAUCAUAUGCCCAUUGACCUAUCAUUAAUUUUCUCGACGGCCUGCCGAUUCAACAAACUACUCGACGAGCUCCCCUCGCUCCGCCACGUGUCGUCCCCUGAAUUCUCGCUCCCGAAAAACGCACCCCCGCCCCCAUCCUCAUCUCCCGCCGUCGAGUUCAACGGUCUCUCGCUCGUAUCCGACGACAACGAGAGACGGGCCGCCAUCGUCGUGGUGGGGCCCACAUGUGAAGCUAUCCAUCUACUUACCCUAAUCCCCUCGAGCUCCUUCGCCACCUCACCCAUCGGCGGCCUCGCUUCCCCGUUCCACGCCAGGCACCGAAACGCGAGCUCCGCCACCCGGCCCACCGACUCCCGGGUCCACGCGACACUGUCCGCCUCCGCAGUCGCCAUCUCUUCCUUGAGAGCCGGGUCCAAUAUCUCGUCCAACCGACCCUUCCCGAUCCUGUCGGCCGCCAGCGUUCGCCUCCUCCAUCGGGCGCUCGAGAUCCACCGCCUGCAUCCCCGUGAUAAUCUCCGCGAGGACCACCCCGAAGCUGUACACGUCGCUCCUGUCCGACAUCCGGAAGCUCGUGUGGUACUGCGGGUCCACGUAGCCCGGCGUCCCCUGCGGCGCGGUCGACACGUGGGACGUCGCCGACGACAGCUCGCCGCCUGGCCCGGGCCUCGAGAGCCCGAAGUCGGCCACCUUGGACCCGAACCGCGCGUCGAGGAGUAUGUUGCUCGACUUGAUGUCCCGGUGGUAGAUGGGCCUCGGGCCCGCGCCAUGGAGGUGGGCCACGGCGGAGGCCGUCUCGGCUGCGAUGGUGAGGCGGACGGGCCACGGAAGCGGGGCCCGGCCCAGCCUGGCCAGGAGGUGCUCGGCGAGGGUCCCGUUGGGCAUGAACUCGUAGACGAGGGCGUGCUCGUCGUCGCGGUCGAGGGAGCACCCGAGGAGGCGGACGAGGUUCGGGUGGCUCACGGACGAGAUCAGACGGAUCUCGUUCAGGACCUGCUCGGUGCACGACGGGUACCUGCGCUGGAUCCGUUUGACCGCGACCCACUCGUCGUUGAUUCUUCCCGAGUAGACGGUGCCGUAGGCCCCGCACCCGAGCCUCCUUUUCUCGGAGAAGAAGUCGGUGGCUUUCUCGAUCUCCGUGUAGGGGUAGAUCGGGAUUGUGAUACCGGAGGUCUCGUGCGGGUCCCGGCGGCGGGGGACUCUUCUGCUUCGGGUCGCCCCCAAGCCGUCGCGGAACCCAUCGCCGGUGAACCCUUCCAAACACUCGCACCUGUACGCCGCCCCAUUCCCCUCCUCCGGCGGCGACACGUGGACGCACCUCCCGUGUUCCGAGCACCGGCAGCCGCCGCGCAACCACCACCCGACCCUCACCACCUCCACGUCCAGCGACACCGACGAGUCGUUCGCCAGCGCAUUCAUCGAGAUCGCCGAGAAGAGCCACCGGCACCCGCUCCUGGUCAUCCUCCGGUAGUCCAUGAACGCCGUCCGGUUCGGCGCCUCCGCGUAGCAGGCGACGGCGGGACCGUCGCAGUCCGCCAGCUCGAAGUGCGUCUGCACCGCCGUCCGCGGCAUGAAGCAAUCGGCGCCGGUGGUCCGGUUCCGGCAUUCGCGGAGGAGCAUCGCGUUUGUCGCCGUCGGGGCGAAAUUUUCGGUGAAGAGGCGGCGGAGCGCCUCGACGGGGCGGCGGCAGGCCGCCCGGAGGCCGAGCGAGAGGGUGUCGCCGUCGAUGGACUGGACGGGGAGGCCGGCGGCGAGGACGGCGCCGCCGGGGGCGCAGUCGAGGCGGAUCGGGCAGGCGGCGGAGAAGCCGAAGGGGAAGGGGACGGUGCGGCCGGCGCACGUGUGGUUGCACCGGGCGCCGGCGGAGGCGGCGGGGAAAGGGACGAUGAUUAUUAUUAUUGCGACCGAAAAAAGACU
Striga asiatica is the source of this 2415-nucleotide messenger RNA. The record is from the annotation of a GenBank genome assembly. Lineage: Eukaryota; Viridiplantae; Streptophyta; Magnoliopsida; Lamiales; Orobanchaceae.